UUCACCCAGGAUCAAUUGUUUCUGGUUACGCUCAAGACUGCUUCAGCCAGAGACAGCACACUAGGUCACCUUGGAUAAAGAGCUGCUCUCAGGAGGACUUGUCACCCCCAAACGCAUACAGACGACCUUGUGGGCUCUGAAUUCAACGUGUUCUCCCCAGGAUGGAGAGGAUGGUGCUGAAGAUAUUGCUAAUGUGUGCUCUUGGGGUGAACCCCUGGACGUGUGCAGGUUUUCCGGUGUAUGAUUAUGACCCGUUCUCCCUGAGGGAAGCCCUCAACGCCUCUGUGGCAAAAGUGAACGCUCAGUCCUUGAGUCCCUAUCUGUUCCGGGCAUUCAGAAGCUCAAUAAAAAGAGUCAAUAUCCUGGAAGAAGACAACGUGAGCAUGGAUAUAGAAUUCAGCGUUCGGGAGACGACGUGCAGGAGGGACUCUGGGGAAGACCCUGCCACCUGUGACUUCCAAAGGGGCUUCUACACNAAAUAA
Hipposideros armiger (great roundleaf bat) is the source of this 482-nucleotide messenger RNA. RefSeq names its product secreted phosphoprotein 2 (gene SPP2). NCBI's taxonomy places the organism in Eukaryota, Metazoa, Chordata, Mammalia, Chiroptera, Hipposideridae. The transcript has 3 exons. The record is from RefSeq and is a predicted model, not a curated record. The coding region runs from base 162 to 482 and encodes 106 amino acids. Gene Ontology annotation, biological process: bone remodeling. Gene Ontology annotation, cellular component: extracellular region.